CCACCGUCAAGCGCAUCUCCAAUUCACUCACUCCCGCUGCCCGGCUCGCAUCGAUAGUCGAAACAGCCAUGUCCACCUCGUGCGGCAUCGACGAGCCCGUUAUGGUCAAAGAAGCGAAGCCCGACUCCAAGAUCUGCGCCAAAUGCAAGAUCGAGAGGGCGGUUGUUCUGGCCAGACGAACGAUCUGGUGUCGAUCUUGCUUCAUCAGCGCACUCAUCCACCGCUUCCGCAUGAAUAUCCUCAAGGGCAAGCUGGUCCCGAGCGUCAUGGGCGGCCUCAAGAUCAUGAUUGCCUUCUCGGGCGGGCCGAGCUCGAGCACCCUGUUGCAUGCGGUCAAGGAUUUCCACAAGUCUGGCGAUCCACGAAAGCCGAUGCGAUUCGGCGAGAUCGUCGUUUGCCACAUUGACGAGUCCGAGGUUAUCCCGCUCAGCGAGGCAGAACGAGCGCUGAUGGAGGAGGGCUUCGCUGCGAUCGAGGACAAGUACUACAAGGUUGCUCGGGUGCCGCUCGAAGACGUCUUUGGCGAGGGCGAUCCGGACAGCUGGCUCUCGUUCGCCGAGUCGGCCACGGCGGAAGAUGUCGCCAAGAUGCGGAUGGUCCUGUCGUCGGGGUCGCUCAGCAACAAGGAGAAGCUCCGGGCUGCCUUCGGAGCCAUCACCAAGAUGACGUCUCGUGAAGAGCUGCUGCGAUAUCUGCGACACAAACUGCUUCUGCAAUGUGCUCGGCGCGAGCAGUGCGCUGUUCUUCUGCUUGGCGACAGCAACACCAGGCUGGCCAUCAACGUGAUUGCGAACACGAGCAAGGGACGGGGAUUCGCCCUCCCUGUCGACGGUGCUAUCGAAACGAACUGGUACAAAGAUGUGACAGUCGUUCGCCCUCUGCAUGACGUGCAGGCCAAGGAAAUCGGCAUCUUCAACCAUUUCAUGGACAUUCGGCCUCCACUGUCGGUCUCGCUGACCUCAAAAAUGCCCGUCAAGGCCAGCAUUGACCGCUGCACCGAAGAGUUUAUCGUGGCGUUGCAAAAGGACUUUCCGUCAACGGCAAGCACUGUCACUCGCACAGCCCACAAGGUGACCACUCGGUUCACCGAUCGCGAUAUCUUGCGCUGCUCCAUUUGCGAAGGUCCCGUCCAGAAUGAUGCGCACCGCUGGCGCAGCCAUCGAACCGUUGCAACUCUUCCGCCCCAUCGCGACGACACCAGCGACAGCCCCGACGACCUCAUCCGGCAGCUCUGCUACUCCUGUCAGAACCUGGCACGCGACAUCAACCGCGACUUUAUAGCCCCGACCUUUGUUCGGGACGAGUCCAAUCUCGAGCGCCUGCGUGCCCGGAUUUCUGACUUUAUCCUGAGUGAUGACGAGCAAGGCGAUCAAGGCGAUCAAGGCGAUCAAGGUGAUCAAGGCGAUCAAGGCGAGCAGAGCGAGAAGAGAGCGACGGCCACCGGUCCCGCAGAUGACGCGGUGAUCAGCACGGCCGUCAGUCAGCCGCAGCAGCCGGCUGUGCGAAUAAAUGACAUCGAGGACAGUCCAACAGGCACGAAGGCCCACCAUGGCAAGCGGGCACCCAAGAUUCGCAGCUCUCGCCGCUGAGCGAAUCGUUAGUAAGCAAGUAGUGUAAGCAAGCGAAUGAAUAUACACCAUAUUUAUGUU
Molecule: messenger RNA, 1649 nt
Organism: Polychytrium aggregatum
Lineage: Eukaryota; Fungi; Chytridiomycota; Chytridiomycetes; Polychytriales
Exons: 10
Coding region: 69-1589 (506 amino acids)
Biological process (GO): tRNA wobble position uridine thiolation
Cellular component (GO): cytosol
Molecular function (GO): tRNA binding; sulfurtransferase activity
Source: RefSeq, a predicted model, not a curated record